Brassica rapa (field mustard) is the source of this 2472-nucleotide messenger RNA. Its product is annotated as putative ATP synthase protein YMF19. Lineage: Eukaryota; Viridiplantae; Streptophyta; Magnoliopsida; Brassicales; Brassicaceae. Gene Ontology annotation, cellular component: mitochondrion; membrane. The record is from RefSeq and is a predicted model, not a curated record.
CUGCGGCUGGAUUGAAUCCUUCUAUAGAUAGAAAAGUUCUUAAGCAAAGACUGGAGAGGCCCCCGGUCGAGAUGUAGUAAGUAGGUCUCCGGGAGACUGAGGAGAAUGGGAGUGAGUGGGUUUAGGGUGGCAUGCUCCCCAGGGCCUUUUUUUGGUAGGUAGGGUUCUUCAAUAUAUGAUCUAGCAGUGUAAACCUGAAAUUUGUCAGAGUUGGCUUCGAUUGAGAUUAGAAAGCGUAACGAGACUAAAAGAGUAACCUCGUCAAUGCAGCGCACUGCGUUUCGAAAGAUCCGAGGGCCCAUAAGCCGGGUGUCAGGUACAAUUUUCAAUCUAACGUACGACUCCGCUUGCCCUCUCCAUUCCUUCGUUUUAGAGCGCAACUCUAGUUUCAGCUGAUUGCAGAACCAUAAACCUCGCUCGCUCUAUCGAGACCAAGCCCAGCCUGUCUUUUUUUUCAAUACUGUUUUCUUGCAUAACAUAGGGGUUCCCGUAACGCUUAAGAUAGGAAUUGGGCCUCGACAGAAAGAUCCCAUCCGCCUUUGGGUGUGACUUCUUGUAGUCUGUCCAUUAUUUCGAGGAUUCUUCUUCUACCUUAAGGAGCGAAAGGGCACUCUCCUCCUUUCGUGUUCCUUGUUCUUGUCAAAGCUUUCUGUGGUGAUUAGGCGAAGGAACUAAGUAGCCGAUAGAGGAGAAGGAUCUUCGAGAUCUGCCCAAAACUUCAUUGCUGACUCAGCACACUCCUUUCCGUCGUUCUCUUUCUCACUCCUUUUUAGCAAAGCAUCAAUUAGCAAAGCAAAGAAAGCUGACGGUCCCUCGGCUACCCGUUACAGGUUCUGAACCCUUCUCUCCCUUGCUUUUGGGCGAUGAUUCGAUUCUUCUGGGCUUGCUUGUGGCCACUUAAGAAAGAGUUCUGCCUUCUAGCCAAGCCUUUGAGUUUGAGACCAAGUAAAGCUUCCCGGCAGUCAACCAAGAAAGACUCUUUCUCCCCUACUGAAGAAAUGGAAGUCAGAUCUUUUUCCAUACCAUAACGUAUAUAGAAUCGAUUUUCUUUUCUGAUCGCUAGCCUGCCGGGCCGCCCCCGCGAUCAAACUAUCAAUCUCAUAAGAGAAGAAAUCUCUAUGCCCCCUGUUCUUGGUUUUCUCCCAUGCUUUUGUUGGUCAACAACCAACCACAACUUUCUAUAGUUCUUCACUACUCCUAGAGGCUUGACGGAGUGAAGCUGUCUGGAGGGAAUCAUUUUGUUGAAAUCAAUUAAUCUAAUCAUGCCUCAACUGGAUAAAUUCACUUAUUUUUCACAAUUCUUCUGGUUAUGCCUUUUCUUCUUUACUUUCUAUAUUUUCAUAUGCAAUGAUGGAGAUGGAGUACUUGGGAUCAGCAGAAUUCUAAAACUACGGAACCAACUGCUUUCACACCGGGGGAAGACCAUCCAGAGCAAGGACCCCAACAGUUUGGAAGAUCUCUUGAGAAAAGGUUUUAGCACUGGUGUAUCCUAUAUGUAUGCUAGUUUAUUCGAAGUAUCCCAAUGGUGUAAGGCCGUCGACUUAUUGGGAAAAAGGAGGAAAAUCACUUUGAUCUCUUGUUUCGGAGAAAUAAGUGGCUCACGAGGAAUGGAAAGAAACAUAUUAUAUAAUAUAUCGAAGUCCUCUCCUUCAAAUACUGGAAGGUGGAUCACUUGUAGGAAUUGUAGGAAUGACAUAAUGCUAAUCCAUGUUGUACAUGGCCAAGGAAGCAUAAAAUGAUUCUUUCAUUCUAUAGAUACCUCUGGUAGGUAAAGCACUCUACUGUGCUUUAUUGAAAGUUCCCAUCGCGGGGGCGAGGAUACUUGCCUUCGCGGUUCGACUUUCUUUUCAGGCUUGACUCAUUAUUUUCCGGUCCUCUCACACCCCUUUAGAGCUCUUUAUGAUGCCCACUGAGUAAGAUUCGGGGGCUUCCCGGCGCAGAAGCUCAUUCUGAACCGCGGGAACCUUCGUCUCUUCGACACAAACGUUUUAUGAAGAGGCUGAUGGUGAUGAGGAUCCAUGCGCACUCAAAUAAAAGUAGCUUGCGUAUUGGGUUAUCCACGGUGUUAGGUGCUCCAUUGCACCCUCAUGUGGAGGGUAGGAUAAUUUGGACUCUUUUGGAGCACUAUACUCCGAAAGAUCCUAUCCUUCCUCCUCUUCUUUCAGUCGAGACUUCCUCCUAGUGAGGUGUUGCCUAUCCAGGUAUGGAAGUAUUCAAUGAAUACACUCUGUACCAUGGGUGGAUGAAGCUUUAUCUGGAGUAUCAAAGAUGGAAUUGUAUGCUAAGGCUUAGUGCCAGUAUAGAGCUUGAAGUCUUUAUGGAUGUGCCGAUCUUUAUCCGUACAUAUUACCGACCUGCGAACAUGGAUGAUUCGUUCAGGUACGGGAUAAUAUUUAGGAUGUACGAUUUGGCUGUCCAGUUACAGUGGGGCAAUGUCAUGAAAUUGCUACCAGUAACUAAGACUCAAGUGGA